Molecule: messenger RNA, 12278 nt
Organism: Dermacentor andersoni
Lineage: Eukaryota; Metazoa; Arthropoda; Arachnida; Ixodida; Ixodidae
Gene: hppy
Product: MAP4K3-like protein hppy
Biological process (GO): intracellular signal transduction; protein phosphorylation
Cellular component (GO): cytoplasm
Molecular function (GO): MAP kinase kinase kinase kinase activity; ATP binding
Source: RefSeq, a predicted model, not a curated record
GAUCUGGCCUUACCGGUACUCCAAAAGAAAAUUCCUAUCCCUGCCGCGCUACGGGAAGGGAACAAUUUUCAUUCCACAGCGCCGGGUGGAGUGCCAGCCGCUGCCCGCGCUACAACGGCGGCUACCGCCGCUACUGCAUGACCAGAAGCCCAGCCAAGUUCAGAGCCAAGCCUGAAAGGAAGAGAAGGCGAUCCGUUUAGUCAGUCGAUCCAGUGUUCAGCAGCAUCAGGAGGUGCACGACGACGGAGGAUAUCAGUGUGCGUUUAUGUGCUGGGAGCUUGUGCUCGGUGAAAAAUGAAACGCGGUGCGAUGAGUGGCCUUUGAGUGACCCCGUGCUGUUUUCUGUGUUUUCGCGUGAGUGCGAAGUGAUCGUGUUCUUCCUAUUCGUGCGCCGUCCCAAGGGUCUGCCUCGUCUCGCCAGAUCUUCUCGGAGGAAUAAUAUGGAUUCGUGAGAGCGCACCAUGCUGAAGCUGGCCGGCCUAUGAUGGCAUCCCUGUCGCCUACGGAUAUCUCGCGGCGAAACCCCCAGGAUGAAUACGAACUGGUGCAGCGGGUCGGCAGCGGGACUUACGGCGAUGUCUACAAGGCGAAGAGGCUAUCCACCGGUGAGAUGGCGGCCAUCAAGGUCAUCAAGUUGGAGCCAGGGGACGAGUUUGGAGUCAUCCAGCAGGAAAUCCUGAUGAUGAAGGACUGCCGGCACCCGAACAUUGUGGCUUACUUCGGCUCCUACUUGCGGCGGGACAAGCUUUGGAUUUGCAUGGAGUAUUGUGGAGGGGGAUCACUGCAGGACAUCUACCACAUCACGGGUCCCCUGAGUGAGCAGCAGAUAGCGUACAUGUGCCGGGAGACGCUCAAAGGGAUUGCCUACCUGCACUAUGUGGGCAAGAUGCACCGAGACGUCAAGGGCGCCAACAUCCUCUUGACCGACGACGGUGACGUCAAGCUCGCCGAUUUUGGCGUGUCUGCCCAGAUCACUGCCACCAUCAGCAAGCGGAAGUCUUUUAUUGGAACACCUUAUUGGAUGGCGCCCGAGGUAGCAGCCGUGGAGCGCAAGGGUGGCUACAAUCAGCAGUGCGACAUCUGGGCAGUAGGCAUCACGGCCAUCGAGCUAGCGGAGCUGCAGCCGCCAAUGUUUGACCUGCACCCCAUGCGGGCCCUCUUCCUCAUGUCCAAGUCGGGCUUCAAGCCACCCCAGCUCAAGGACAAGGUCAAAUGGUCCCAGAACUUCCACCACUUUGUCAAGGUGGCCCUGACCAAGAACCCCAAGAAGAGGCCCACAGCAGAGCGGUUACUCAUGCAUCCUUUCCUCAAUGGAGACCACCUGACCAAGCGGCUGGCAAGGGAACUCCUAGAGAAAGUCAACAACCCGCACAACAACUACAGUGAACUGGACCCCGACGAUGAUGGGAUCCUGUACAACGUGCCACAAAGGAUUGCGUCCCAGCGGUCUGCAAGGACAGCGGAAAGGGCACAUUCGGAACUCAACAUGGACAAUGUCAGCUUUGAGCAACGAGUUUUCACAGAGCUCGGUGACUCAACAAAUCAGAACGCACCAGUGCAUAACGGCCAGGGCAACAACCACUACGACCUGGCAACAGCGUGGAUGGAGCGUGACAGCGAGACGGAGGAGAUCCAACGUGCUGGGCCGAUUGCGGCUGCGGCUGCUUACGACGUGGAUGACGACACUGAGGCGAAAUUUUGUGCUGCCCUCAGGAGCCUGCUGGAGAUUGUGGACGAGGAGCUGCGGCACAGGGGUCACACUGAGAGGUUGUCUGACCAGGACCUCAAGUACUCACAACAGGCCACACUUCCGAUGGACAAGGCGGACAAUGCAGAGCCGUGGCCAUCGGGUCCGCCACACGAGAAUGGUCACGGCGUACAUGACAGCCGAGGUGACGGCAAUGCUGCCAGGGACGGCACAUUGGAGGCCAUUGCCAGCACGGCGAGGCUACCAGCCACGAGUUACGCCAUGCUCGAGACCGACAUCCUGGGAGACGGCCCAGAGGACCACGAUGCCCGGGAGGGCAGUGCGACCCCGACAGGGACGCUAGAGAGGACCGGGGCAGCGGAAGAGGAGACCCUUUCCGAGACGGAGGCCCCCUCGAGGGACGCAGCGGGGCGCCCGGAGGCCCCUCCGCGGAAGAAGGAAAAGAGGCGGUCGCACCUGGUGCCCAACCUACCUAUGCAGAAGCCCGUAAGCAACGGCCUUCCGCCAACGCCCAAGGUACACAUGGGUGCCUGCUUCUCCAAAGUCUUCAACGGCUGCCCUCUCAAGGUCCUCUGCAGCACCAGCUGGAUACACCCCGAGACCAGGGAUCAACACAUCCUGUUUGGCUGUGAGGAGGGCAUCUACACACUCAACCUCAAUGAGAUUCACGACUCCUGCGUGGACCAGAUCUUUCCCCGAAGGACAUCUUGGAUGUUUGUCAUCAAGGAUGUCCUCAUGUCAUUGUCAGGCAAGAACCAGCAACUGUACAGGCAUGACCUUGCUGCACUCCAUGCAAGAGCCGGACAGCGAUUCGGCUUGCCUGUCGGUCGGCUACCUGAACGACUAGUUCCUCGGCGGUACGCAGCCACUACGAAGGUGGCGGACACCAAGGGUUGCAUGCGGUGCUGCGUGGGCCGCAACCCGUACAAUGGCUACAAGUACCUGUGCGGGCUGUCCCCUCAGGGGGUCUUCCUAAUGCAGUGGUACAACCCACUCGCCAAGUUCAUGCUGCUCAAGGUUGGUCACGGAUUUCAUCGCUGGUUUCCUUCUCUGCAUGCCAGGGAGCGAAGAAAGAGGCAAUUUGAGUGCAUGGUUCCAGCGCGGUUAAGCGUGUUUGAGAUGAUUAUCACACCUGACCUGGACUACCCUAUCCUCUGUGUUGGUGUCCGGAAAGGCUACGACGGCUCCCAGUUGAAGCUGGACACCAUUGACCUCAACUCAUCGGCGUGCUGGUUUGGCUACAACGAAGACGAGGACUCUGAUGGCCUGGAGACAAUGGUUCCACGCCAUGAGCUGCUGCAUGUGGUGCACGUGACGCAGAUUGACCGGGACACUGUGCUCGUCUGCUACGACAAUCAAGUGAAGUUGCUGGACUUGGAAGGCCAGCUCAAGCCCAGCGACGUGCAACCUGCCGAGCUCCAUUUUGACUUCACCGUCGAGUACAUCGUGUGCCUGACGGACUGUGUGCUGGCGUUCCACAAACAUGGCAUGCAGGGCCGGAGCUUCCUCAACAACGAGGUCGUCCAGGAGAUUAGUGACUCCACGCGCAUUUUCCGUGUCCUCGGAUCGGACAGCGCAAAGUAUUUUGGGUUCACGGCGGCCGACCCAACGUGUGAGCAGGCAGAAAGGAUUGUGGUGCUGGAGAGCAGAGCGACAGAUACGCCCACCGGACCUUCUAACAUCUACAUCCUUGCCGGGCACGAAAACAGUUACUAGGACAACGACUGUGAGCAUCUGGUGGAACCUUCAGCGGCAGACAAAGCCGUACAACUGGCGGAAUAGUUCACAACACUGCAGGGAAGGUCACUCAAUUGCUUCUCAAGAUGGUGCAGUUGCCCCUGUUCUUCAUCGCCCAGCCGUGCAGUGAAAAGAGAGAUGAAAUGCCCAAGUGUGGUGUGUUCAUGCUGGUCAAGUUGUGAAUGCCAUUGUGCUGCAAAUCUAUUCGGCCCUUCAGUUUCCCCGUGGUUUGUGAUUCAAGCAGAAGGGACUUUGUCCAUUGAGUAUGUAACAGACUAAUGCAUCAACUUCUGGAGGUGGCAUCGGCAGUCCAAGUCAACAGGUGUUAUUUUGAGCAACAUGUUUCACAUGUUUUGCCGGCUGCGUCCUCUGAUUUAAUUGACAGUUAUAGCUGUAGAGUUGGAAGUCAAUUGCAGUGCAGCGAUGUGUGCGCAUCUUCUGCUGCGCAUCCAGACAAGAUGUUGAUGGAACAGUGGAGAGGCCUGCAUAUGAAUUCGACGUCUGUCUUUGCGACAUUGCGCCCGUCCCAUUGUUGCCAAGGGCUCAGAUGUGUUCGACAUUGCAGCAUCAGCAAGACAAAAGUCAUCGGCGUUUUAGUUUUGACGCAAGCCUGUCGUCUGCCGUCCACCAGGUGUCACUGCUACUCAGAUGCUGAGGUGGAAUUCAACUCUUGUUGACUGCAUUCUUUUCUCUGUGUAUUUUAAUUUCUCUUUAAUCUCUGGCAGUGACGAAGUGUACAGAGGGAGUGAUUGUUCCCGAAUGUUUUUCCCUUCCAACUCUCCUUUUCUUUCUUAUUCUUACUUCUUCCUCCACAUUCUGUGCCUGUCCAUGUCUGUGGUAACUCAAUAUUUAUUUGUGUACAUAUGUUGAAGCCUUGACUCUCCCUUUUUUUUUUUUGUAUAGACAAAUGAAUUUACUCUUCGCAGAAGUGGUGAACGGAUGUGAGGGUACCCUUCCUUGCAGGGGCAGUGAGUGACCUCGGAGGGUUUCCGGUAGAUUCACUUUUGUUUUAUGAUUUCUCACAUCGACGAGCUGUCUAUGCAGCAUUGCAUCAAGAGGGAUGUGCUUCGACUACUAUUUUCUAUGAUUGCACUGUAAACAGUUUGGUUUGGUACUUUUUAGCAAUGGUGUGUGGAGAACUAUGUUGAAGGACUUAUAACUUCGUGUGUCAUGGGUGGAUGAAAAGUGAAAAGUCAUUUAAGCAGUAACAGUAGUUGUAGUAGAUGCUGUGUGAAACAGUAUGUGUCAGUCAACAUCCUCAAAUAUUACGUCCAAGCUAGCAGCCUUUUUUUUAGCAUUGGAUUGCAAACUUGGUACUUUCACUUUUGCAAACAAAUUUUAACCUUGGUUUUAGAAAAAUAUAUCAACCUUCUUUUUAUCUGUAUUGAGAUGUGCCCAUAAUGGCAUCACUGUUGUGGCUUGCGUAGACAACUUGUACUGUACAAUGAAAUCACUGGUAAUCAGUUCUGAAAAUUUGUCACCUUGAGUAGGCAUAGCUAGACUAGAAUUGGAACAAAGGUUUCCGGUGACGUGGCCAUUGUCGCACGCAAUAUUCGUUAAAAAAAAAUAUGUAGUGAACACUGUCAAGUUUAAGAAUUUCCAAAUACAACAGGAGAACUCACCAUAAAGAACAAACCUGAUAUAGUAGUAAUAUUAAUUGCGUUUCGUGGUUUGUACAGCUUUACGACUUCACAUCUAGAAAACAUUGGUUCAGCUUUGUCUUCUGUUGCACGAAAGCUAUGGGCACUCUGCUUUCAUUUCCACAUGUUCAAAUUGGAAGCACCUGUAGUUCAUAUGACUGAACAACAUCAUGAUCAAAAAUAUUCGUCAAGCUUGUAAUGUACUAGCAUUUUCUGAUUUAGAAAUUUUCGUACUGCUUCUCUGAGGCAUUUGUGUUGUUAAUCAAAAGUUGAGAGGUCGAGAGAAAUCACGAAUGUUGUGCAUCUUCAGCCUGCCUUGCUUUUCCACCACAGUGGCCGAGCUUUCUCAAGAGCUUCAUUCAGAUGUCGUUAUAUAACACCAUGUCGUGCUUUACCAAAUUAAUAGACCUGAUGUGGGAAGCGGUGUAGGAAGUGAAGAAGGCAAAUUGAAUGAACCUGUCAAAGCAAAGCUGCAUGCCAGCUUUCAGCAAGUUUUCAGAAUUGUCACGAAAUCUUUCAUAAGUGCACGGUUUCAUCUUCAUGCGCUCUUUGCACGUGUUGUUGUUUUGCGUUGUGCUGAAAAAGUGUUUGGAACACUGAAGCCGGGAUGACUCUUUAUUUUAUAGCAAUGUGACUAUGAAGUCUGUAAGUGCAAGUUGCAAUGCUGUAGUCGCAGAUUUGAGUGCACACCGUGAACUCUAGGACGCAUGCAUUACCUGAUGGGAAACUUAAGCUCUUCAUGAUUUGUGGCACCUUAAAUAUUGCGAGUGGUGGUACUGAGGCAUAAUGAAAUCAACAUAUGCUGCCUCUGAGGGGCACAGGUAAUGUUGAGUGGGGAAGACACACCCAUGCAAACUGAGACGAUCACAUAGAAGGAAAACACGGGGGCAACAUUUACCUUGUGCUGUUCUAUCUGAUUUUCUCAGUUUGCGCUAUUAUGGCUUCCCUACAUUUGAACCAAUUUUGAUGAGGAGCAAGCUUCCAUUUAAUGUUGAGUGCUGCAGUUGUUUGGACAUGACUUCAGACUGAAAUGCAUGCAGUAUUAAAACAGUGUACAAAGAUGAUAACAUCAGGCACUGAUAGGCACCUGUGAUGUCAUCAUCUUCAUUCAUAGAAAUUGAUGUAGACAUACGUUUAGAGGGGGAGGGCACUUUGGUGAAGUGCGUCAUGUUCACGAUUAAGGAAUCCUGAUGCAUUUUCUGCAUCCCUUCUGCAAAAGAACUGCUGCUACUGCGCAUUUAAAGAGACUGCAGGGCUCUAUCAGGGCAUUUUACUGUGUAAACCAGGGGCGGCCAGACAGCUAUAGUCGGAGUCGCAAAAGAGCUCACUGUGUUGCUCAGAGUUGGAGCGAAAUCCAAGAGUUUGAGACCACAUCAUGUACCUCAUUUUGACUGCUUGUCCUCUCUGCUUAAAAUAUGCUCGUCUAGUUGGCCACCCCUGAUGUAACCGAAUUCUUUUUUUCUUUUCCUCAUCUCACUUCUAAUGAGAACUUAUUAUUGCUGCUUUCAAACAAAGUCAAUAUUCGAGUACUCUACAAUGCAGUCCUUAUCACAGCUGGAGGUUUAGAUGGAACGUAUUGGAAGGGCAGUACCAUUUUGGAAUACAUGUUGAAGUGGAAUGGGCUAGGCUGGGUUUUGGUGAUAGGUUGUUCAGAUCGGCAUGCGUGGCUCGCCAUCCUGUGAUGCCUUCAAAGUACAACUCGAAGCCUCAAUGUUAUUGCCGACUGUGUGAAAACACAAUGGUGUCACGAGGUGAAUUCUACUGGUUGAUCCGGAGUGUUUCUUGUACUGCGACAAAAAAUUUGUCUCCUGCUGAUCAGUUUGUACUAGAUUCACUUUCCACUGCUCCUUUUGAAUUGACCUGCUCCAUGCCUUUGGCUUCCCUGCUUUGCGAUUGGAGCAUGCUUUUUCAACAGUGAGUCUUUUUGAUCUGCAACCUUGGCCUACAUUAGACGCUGGGUGUGUGGGAAGACACCCACUGGCAUGCAGCAUCCUGCUUUUGUCCGGGUCGUGUGGAUUUGAUGAAACGUGAGCAUGACCCAACGAGUGCUUACUCGAGGAUUCAAGCAGAUCCUCCAGAACAACCGGGGGAAUUUGCUGACAGUUUGGUACAUUCUCAAGAUUUGCAAGCUAGCCUCUUGUGAUCGGAUCACUCGUGCCACUGUCAGUGAAGUCUGUGUGGUCUGUGAAGUAUGUAUAUUCUCACAGCGGCUGUGCAGGCAUGUCGCCUGUUGCAGCUAUUCAAAUGGAGUAUUAAUUUUUGUGGCAGUCUGCCAGCCCGUGUCCCAGUUUAAUGCGUCUGCUGCUGCAGUGUGCAAGAAGAAGGGGAACCGAAGGGCUAGAUAUAAUGUUUUGUGACAGCCAUCUAAAGCCAAUAGGCAAUUAAGCCAAGAACUGCGUAGCGGGAAAUGUCUUUAAUUUUAAUGUAAGAGUAAUGACAAAAAUGAAAAAUGAACGUGGACAAAAAAGCGACUUGACGCAGGUGGAAGUCGAGCCCACAUCUUCCACAAUCCGUCAGUAGUGCUGGCUAACGCUGUGAGGGCUAACCUUGUACACAAAUAUGCAAGGCAGUGGACAGGAGAGAGGCCGCUACCAUAGCCCAAUUGGCUGAACAUUGCACGUAUAACACGGCAGACGUGGUGUUAGUUCCCACCUGCGGCAAGUUGUCUUGCCAUCCUCUUUCAUUUUCCAUUUUUUACAUUCUAAUCUUAAGAAAAAAAGAAAAGACGGCAGUCCCUUGGUGCUUUCAUUGGCUUCAUUAUCUGUUUGCUUCCUGUAUUAGCUGUCCUACUGUGUGCAUCACAUGGCCUGGCUGCCCUGUAGGUGGUUGUCGAUACCCUGAGCAUGCCAUGCAUUCUGCACCAGACAUGAUUGGUCGCAGUUUGCUGGAGGAGGAAAGUGUGUUGGAAGCAGCUGGAACUCGCACGGGGACUACUCUUGGACGAAAGCACAAAUGGCGCCAGAUGGCUUCUGUGGUAGUCUUUAAACAGGUCAGCACAUCUGAAAUAAAAAAGAAAAGAAAAAUAGAAAGAACAAGUAAAAAAAGAGUUGCAAUAAAACAAGGCCAGGCAUAUUCCUGCAGCAGAUGUAUUGUAAUAUCCCGAGUCAUUUGCCCAUCUCCAAGACUGUGCCCACUCUCCUUAUCUCGCAAAACGCCCAUGCUUCAAAAUACAACCUUGAGGUCAUUCACUUCCCAAAAGUACUGCGGAUGACGUAGUGCCGUAGCUGAAGUGUGUACACCAAGGGCAUUUUUGCAGCGUCUGUUUGCCAAAUUUUGUUCCUCAAUUUCAUAUUUGCUGCAUAAACGAAUGCAUUUGCAGGUAGCUUGUGGCUGCACGUGCACGUGCAUGCACGCACGUGCAAGCACAUUCCAUGUGCAUGCGCUAUUGGUGGCUCCUCAGCCUGACUUUCUGCAUUUGCACAAAGAAAUUACCUACCCCCCUUGGCCUCCAUAAUGUCUGCUGAUGGAUCUACCAUGACUCUGCAUAUUACAGUUUGUGCGGCUCUUGUUGCUGGAGGCUAGCUUAGUGGGUCUAUCAGAAGUGGACAGGCUGCAGGCCUACCUGUAUUGUCAUGGCCUCUGAAGGCCAGUGCCUUUUGUACGUAGACCAUAGCUGCGAGCCACACGAGCUCCCAGCACACAACCAGGUGUGUACUGUGUCAAACUGCUCCCCAGCUUAAACGAACGAGUCUCGCAAAACAAUGUCUGGGUGAGAUUUAGCGAGAGACUUGGAACAGAGGUAAAAUGCAGCAAUUCACAGGGUCCAAAAAAGAUUUACAAUCACGUUGCAAGGAUUCAAACUCAAAAGGGAAUUUAGAAUUUCGUUUAAUUCUUAAGGAAAUCUCAAAAUUCUUGUUGGCCUGCUGUGUCCUUGGGCUAUUUUUAAGCCCCACCACUCAAACGAAGCUUGUGUUUGGUUUAGCUACUUCAAACUGGCUACCUUCCCAAAAUAAAGCAAUUCGUGAAACCUCAGCUAUGACAAGUCAAAACAUGUGUGACCAUGUUUAUAUCACGGCUUAUGUACGUGUUGACAAGUGCCUUAUUGAAGUGGCACCUCAGAUUCGGUAAUGCGUUUUGUGGUUCUGAUAGCCAAAGUUUACGUUCUCGGGGUCUUAUCGUGCGUGUUGGAAAGUAUCCCUUGGCUUCGCAUUCAGACCCGCUUUCAUUUAGUGUCACACAGAAGGCAGGAUAGAAUUGUCCUGUGCAUAUAUCUGUUCACAUCAGAGUUUCUAAUACUGUUUUUGACCCCCUUUCAUUAAACAUUCAGUAAUUCAAACAAAAGUCUAUGGUUCCUAGGAGUUUGAUUCCAUGCAAGUUAGCUUUUAGCAUAGGCUGCAUGAAAGACAUAUUUUUAGUGACAUUAUAGAAUUUAACUGAUCCUUGUCAGGUGUGAGAUAACAGUAUGUAAUGUGGUUGUUUAACAAUCAAGUAGGUUGACAAAUUGGAGGGGGAGCUGCUUGGGCACUGUACAUACCUGAGGAAAAUUAUUUCACCGAUACUGACACCUCGUACAAGCAAAACUAUUAGACCAUACAAAUGAAACUUAAGAGAUUAAUCUAUUUUCAGUGAUCGACAGAACCUAUUUAGCUAGCGCACACUAGAGGCAAAGUGACGGGCUUCAAGCUAUUGCCGAAUUACAUUUCAACAAAGGCCUGAAAUCAACGCUUGUAAGCAUAGCGCAUUGCAACUAUUUCCCCUGUAACUUUGCCAAUACGAGAUGUUUGCACCUUCUCUGGCUUUGAAAAAUAUGUGCAAAAUCUUUUCAAACAUUUUUCAUUGAAGAGCUCACAACCAAGACAGUUAUAGGGCAACAGCGUUCCAUGUAAAUGUCUGUGAGCUUUUUUCUUUAAUGCUCCCUUCUCAAUUACCAAAAUGAUGUACUAGGCCUUCCCCCCCCCUCAUGUUGUAUUCUUAUUCUCAAAGGCUUUGAAAUUUAUGGAGUACAGUAAGUUGGGACUAUUUGGUAUUUUUUCGAUGUCUUAUUGAUUGCAGACCAGCGAACAGAGUCCCUGUAAAUAAAUGAACAAACUUUUUCUAGUGUUGUCCAGCAUGGUGGCAAGCCUGUCAUGCGGCAGCCAUAGCCACUUCCGUAGCCACAGCCAUAGCAGCCUGUGUCACAAGUAACUACCAUAGUUUGAAUAGACAUCCACAAUGCCAUAAUGGACAAGGCAAGUUGUGCAAAUUGCGCUCCUACAAAUUGUGCACUCGUUUUAUGUGACUGUACACUGCACACAGAUCUGCAGAUUCUUGUAUUCCCUCUACUAUUUGAUCACAGACACUAGUAAUUUCAACUCCUACUAAUUAUGCUGUGUCAUCUUAAUACUUUUUGUGACUGCUACUAUUGUUUGACACAUGCACUUUGUAAAGUGCGCUUCGAAUUGUACAUCACAUUGACUGACACUAUUCGGUUAUCGUUUUGCCUUCAAAAUUUGCAUAGAGAUAAAAGAAAGCUAUAAUGAAAAGGGCAGAAUACACGGAUGGGCAGUAUAUCUAGCACUGGCCCUUCUUUUUUUUUUUCUUUUCUUUCGUUGGUUUAUCACACUUGCCUUCUUACUCACUCAUUCUAGGCAUUAAUAAUUGUCAUCCUGUAGUAAGUUCCAUGCAGUCUCUGAAAAAGAAAUUCAAGCACUGAUCAAGCUGUGCUCACUUGCAGUUCUGCACAAAAUUGUUUAAACUUGUCCAAUGUCUAGCGAUUGCUACCAUGACGGUGUACAUAGUGUAAUAAACUGCCCGCCUCUUAGGAUAAACCACAAUCCUGGUUGUUUCUUGCCAUGCCUACAGUCUGGAAUAGCAUACCCAUUACUGCAAGCAUAAAAGUGCAGGAGUGUUCUUUCGAGCAAAUGUGUUUUAGCCAUGUCGAAAGAACUUCAGUUACCUCGGGCAAACUGCACUAAGCAAAUUGGAUUUGACGUGUGUUGGCUGUGUCAUGACAUUAUAACAAACAAACAAAAAACAAAACAAAAAAGAACGGGCGAAGGCAAACCUUGUUGUAUAGUUUGAGGUAGUUGGGUUGUUGAUCUUUGUUAGACUUACCUCUGAGAAAGGAACGUUAAGUGUUACAGCUAAAGAAAAGAAAGUGUAAAUGUUGAGCAUUAGAUGACUUGAGUUUGUUUCAGCGAUGUAUAGGUGUGUUUGUUUCAACAUCUGUGAAAGCCACCUGAGGCAUUGCGAAUAAGCCAGAGAGCACACAACGUCUACUGCACGCAUCUUUGUUGCAGUUCACCCAUGCGAACUAUAACGACUGAAAAAGAUUCUUGUUUUUGGAGUUGAUUGGAUGGUACGCUCACUGUCGUCGGUGACCUGUUUGUGCAUUUUUUGCAAUGUUUAGCAUUGUCUGAUGCGAGUGCUGUAGUAGGGACACCUUCGAUUCUUGAGGCUCACGGACUUAUGUGCAUGCCUACUGUAAGCUGCACUGCUGUGGUUUGGAUUUGGGAUAUACAAGUAGUUUCGUGCUCAAUAUAACUCCAAGUGCAAAAUUCUUAUAUAGUUUCUUUGUUUACCCUGCCUGAGUUUCUGAGCUUUUCCUUGUCACCUUAUUUUGAAACUUUUGUAGAUCAUCGUGACAUUUUGCACAUGCUGUGCAACAAUAUGUGAUACAAAUUGGACCAAAAUUCUGCUCACCCUUUGGCUGAUGCUGACGUGCGUCUCUUUUUGUACAUUUGGAGUUUCAGUUGUGUUUUUGCGGUGUAAGUCACCGUAGCUUUCUUUUAUGUAGCACUUUGUGUGUCUCUAUUGAAAAUUGACCGUUGGAUUGCCAUUCUAGAUGCAUUCUUGUAUUGCUGAAGUGGUUGCAAAGUUGAAAAAGUCAAAUGGCUAGCUGAAAGAUUUGUGGUUUAGUGUGCUUGUGACAUGUUCAUGUUGCAAUGCCUCUGUAAUUAUACUCUCGGUAUUUGAAUCUUCGUUUUUGUGUAUGUAUGCACAUUACUGCUUGUAAUGGUUUUGAAAAAUCUGAAACUUCCUAUAAGCUUCCUUAGAGGUUGCUGUGCAUGAGUCUGUAUUAUAUAUAUAUGUAUGUAUGUAUACGAGUGUUUACACAAUUUGCUAGCUGUGAUGUUAGAGUGUCCACAUUUAUGUUCACGCUUUUAUUUUUGUAGAGUCCACCUGCCCCCUUUUUAUUUUUUUGAUGCCCCGCAGAGUGGUGGUGCGAGGAGUAUAAGAGCGGUGUAAUAAAUGAGAGUUGAAUGCAAGCCUAA